AUGGUUACUGUCUUCAAUGAUUUGCCUGAUCUAUCGUUGAUAGAAAUAUUUUCUUAUUUAUCUUGUGAAGAUGCUUUAUGGUGUUUCAAUAAUUUCAAUAUUCGCCUGACAAAGUUAUUAAUUGAAAGAGGUUUUUAUUGUCAUGUUAAUUUAUCAUCAACGCGAUAUCAUCGAUUCAAAACACUUUUAUCUUUACUUCGAUUUAAUGAAAUUCAAUCACUUAUCAUUGAUUGCUAUUCAUCACCUCUUCAAUUAAAAUCUUGGCCUUAUUUACCACAUUUAAGAAUAUUAAAAGUAAAGGGUGUACGAGACUUUGUUGAUGUUUAUAAUUUCGUACGACAACAUGCCACUACAUUAAUUUAUUUGACAGUUGAAUCAAGUCGAUAUUUUGAAACAUGUGGUAUAGGUAAAAAAUUGUGUUAUCCAUCAUGGAAUUUAUGUGAAUUCAUCAAUAAAAUUCUGAAUCAUCCGUGUGCUCUUCGUUCACUUGAUUUAGGAAUGGAAUCUUCUUUUUUCUUACAUCAUUGGCCUUUUAAAACAAUACAAAUACCUUUACUUUAUUUGUCUAUUACAUCGAUAUAA
This is a messenger RNA of Rotaria sp. Silwood2, 582 nucleotides long. The record is from the annotation of a GenBank genome assembly. Lineage: Eukaryota; Metazoa; Rotifera; Eurotatoria; Philodinida; Philodinidae.